Molecule: messenger RNA, 1535 nt
Organism: Paramacrobiotus metropolitanus
Lineage: Eukaryota; Metazoa; Tardigrada; Eutardigrada; Parachela; Macrobiotidae
Exons: 2
Coding region: 338-1261 (307 amino acids)
Source: RefSeq, a predicted model, not a curated record
UUGAACGAGAAUUACUGCACAAAGCCACGUGCGUGGGUGGAUUCUCUUUUGCUGGAGACGCGUACCACUGCCAAUCGGACGAGACUGGUGAUGUACGCAGCUUUUAGUGUUUUGCCUGUUGAAUGGUGAUGAUCAAAAGCCACGCACCAUUGCCCGGCCAGCUGUUCAUCAAACGCUUACGCCGAAGUAUCUAAGCGCUAUCAUUUAGGAAGUGCUUUAUUUUGGAUACUUGCACAACUGUCGGCCAUCGGGGAAUUUACAGUUAAAGUAAAUCAAUUUGUCGUUGUGAACCGUUAAUACAAAGCUUUUGUUGCCAAGGAACCCAGUAACUUUGAAGAUGACCGCUUUGGAUAUGCUGCACCUGGUGCUCUCCGUGGUCCUGGUACUACAGAGUUCAUUACCAUGUCCAGUAAAACAGGCCGGAUUGACCCGAGAACUUAUUAAUGGACACUUGGACGAAGCAAUCCGCAGCGCAAAGAAUGAUAUUGUCCAUUUGAAACAAUCUUCAAUCAGUGAUCCAGUGGAGAUUCGGCCAGCAGAUAGCAUUAUUAGGGCACCGGAGGGAAGAACAGCGAGAAUACAUUGCAAAGGCGGUAAGCCGGUGCCGGCGGGACAAGAGGAAAGACCGCAGCUCUGGUUAAAUGGAAGACGAUUGUUCGUCUCGAAAUCAGAGAGCAGGUCGUUCGAGAUGCACCGAUGCAGCUGCCUCGUUGAGUCGGCAGCUGCGCGAAUUCAUAGCAAUUAUAGCCUUAUCGAAAGUAACCCAGUUACGGGAGAACUGAUUACUGAUUUACGGGAGUUUUCCCAUGCCCAUGCCGGGAAAUACGAAUGUGUACAGUACAACGGCAGCGACUUUCUGACCACCCAAACAUUUUUCGUCAGUCCGACGAUCACGGCGUCUCAAAUUUUUAGGCCACCGAUGCCCAACGUGACUGUCAGAGUGGGUGGCACCGCCCGUUUUCCAUGUUACGUAAAAUUUCUGGCCAUGCCGGGCGACUUCGGAGAUCGCUUUCUCUGGAGAAACGAUGAUCAUGUGAUUUAUGCCAAAGGGUUUAAGGAAUUUCAAACCGGGAGCUCUUCACUGGCCAACUUGAAUGCAGAUAUUCACAUCGCAACGGAUCGAAAGUGUCACUGCCACUCGACCUUGAAAAUCUCUCGCGUGGAGGCCAGACAUGCUGGGCGCUAUCAGUGCUGGUUUAGAGUUGAUGACGUCUUUCACGAAUGGGUAGUUCAAGAAGCCUAUCUAAUUGUGAAUAACUGACAUUUGUGCUGCGCGGCGGAAACGUUAUAAAAGGACUAGAAGGGUGUGAUUUGUUUCUGUAAUGAUAGCGUUUUUCCUGAGCUUAAGCUUUGAAGAGCAUGUUUGGUUUGUCACUCUGCCUUGUUACUGGUCUGUUAGUUGUCAUUUCGUGCUUCGUGUGUGGUGUUUACCUUUCAAAUGAAUCUAUAUUUACAGUUAACUGCCAUGGUAAUUGCUUGACUCAUGGAUAUCGGAAAUCUACAGUAUACUGGCACUGCUGACAGCAGUUUUUAAC